Tarenaya hassleriana is the source of this 775-nucleotide messenger RNA. Its product is annotated as 40S ribosomal protein S19-1-like. Gene Ontology annotation, cellular component: ribosome; cytosolic small ribosomal subunit. NCBI's taxonomy places the organism in Eukaryota, Viridiplantae, Streptophyta, Magnoliopsida, Brassicales, Cleomaceae. The record is from RefSeq and is a predicted model, not a curated record. The transcript has 4 exons. Gene Ontology annotation, molecular function: RNA binding; structural constituent of ribosome. The coding region runs from base 134 to 565 and encodes 143 amino acids. Gene Ontology annotation, biological process: translation; ribosomal small subunit assembly.
GAGAGAAAAGACAAAAAACCCUAGCUUUGCAGUGCGAGAGAUUCAGCUGUACAACUCGACACGAAGAUCAGGGCUCUCUCGUCUCUCGUCUCUCGUCUCUCGUCUCUCGUCCUUGAGCUUCUGGUCUUCGGCAAUGGCGACUGGGAAAACUGUUAAAGAUGUCUCACCUCACGAUUUCGUAAAGGCAUAUGCUUCUCACCUCAAACGAUCUGGCAAGAUUGAACUUCCUCCAUGGACGGAUAUUGUGAAGACCGGUACUCUGAAGGAGCUUGCCCCUUAUGACCCGGAUUGGUACUACAUCCGAGCUGCAUCUAUGGCAAGGAAGAUCUAUCUUAGGGGAGGUCUCGGUGUUGGUGCUUUCCAAAGAAUUUAUGGCGGUAGCAAGAGGAAUGGAAGCCGCCCACCACACUUUGGUAAGAGCAGUGGUGCGAUAGCCCGCCACAUUCUUCAGCAGUUGCAGAACAUGAACAUUGUUGAGCUCGACACAAAAGGUGGAAGAAGAAUCACUUCCAGCGGUCAACGGGAUUUGGACCAGGUUGCUGGCCGCACUGUGGUUGCACCUUGAUGGUCUGAACGUUCUCUUCCUCUAUUAUACUACGGAUUGCAAGGCCUUAGUUACUGUAGAAACUAUCCUCAUCUUCUUCACUCAGAAUGUUCAGAGUUUUUGGGUUUUGGGGUGUUUUAAAGUUUACUCUUUUAUGUUUUUGUUCUUCACGAACGAACCCUUUUGGCAUUCUAUGAUAUUGGAAGUUUUGGCAUCAAUGGAGAUCUUGUA